UUGGCGAGGCGGGCUGUCAAUCAGCGCUGGGCGGCAGCCCCCCGCGCGGGGGCUCGGAGAUGCCAGGCUCGGCGACAGGCAGCGGCGGCGGCGGCGGCGGCCACGGCGGCCACGGCGCAGACACACGCCUUCCCGCCGGCGCGCGCCGGGGUAGAGCAGGCGGCCGGGCGGCCGAGCCACCUCCGGAGCCGCGCGCGGGCGGGCAGGGCCUCAGACUCGGCAUGGAGCCCGAGAUGCAGGCGGCGGAGGAGGGCCGCGCGCCCCGCAUCUACAAGCAGCGCGGCCCCUACAGCGUCCUCAAGACGUUCCCCAGCCGGCGGCCGGCGCUGGCCAAAGCGCUACGACAGACCCUCUCUGCUGAGCUGUCGCCCGCGCGGCCGUCCCCGCUGCCGCCGCCGCCGCCGCCGCCGCCGCCCUUCGCCUCGCUCGCCGCCGUGCCCAUCAGCAGCAGCGAGCCGCCGCCGUUCCCGACGCAGCCGUCCUACCCGGCCGGGUCAGGCCGCCCCGCCGCCGCCGCCGCCUCCUCGUCGUCGCCGUCCUGCACACCCGCCGCGCCCCGCCACCCGAGGACUCCGGCGCCACCGCCGCCGCCGCCGCCGCCGCCGCCCCUGCCCCUCGCGGCCCCCGCCGCCUCGUCGUCGUCGUCCUUCGCCGCCGUCGUCAGGUACGGCCCUGGCCCGGCGAGCGGCGCGGGCAGCAGCGGCGCGGGUAGCGACGGCGCCAGCCUAGAGCUCAGUGCAGAGAGCCGGAUGAUCCUGGAUGCCUUUGCCCAGCAGUGCAGUCGUGUUCUUAGUCUCUUAAAUUGUGGAGGAAAACUUCUGGACUCCAGCCACUCUCAGUCCAUGAUUUCUUGCGUCAAGCAGGAAGGCUCUAGUUAUAACGAAAGACAAGACCAGUGCCACAUCGUAAAAGGGGUCCAAAGUCAGACCUCUGACAACAUAGACAUAGAAAUGCAAUAUAUGCAAAGAAAACAACAGACUUCUGCCUUUCUGAGAGUGUUCACUGACUCUCUCCAAAAUUAUCUGCUCUCGGGGAACUUCCCCACUCCGAACACCUCAUCGGUCAGUGAGUAUGGCCACCUGGCUGAUAUGGACCCUCUCUCAGCCUCCCCGGUGCACACGUUAGGUGGCUGGACCUCCCCGGCAACGUCUGAGUCCCACGGUCACCCGUCCUCCUCCACGCUGCCGGAGGAGGAGGAGGAGGAAGAGGAAGGCUACUGCCCUCGGUGCCAGGAGCUGGAGCAGGAGGUUAUCUCACUGCAACAAGAAAAUGAAGAACUCAGAAGAAAAUUGGAGAGCAUCCCAGUGCCCUGCCAGACCGUCCUAGAUUACCUAAAGACAGUGCUGCUGCACCACAACCAGCUCCUGCCGCAGCCCGCCGAGCAGCCCACCGAGGGAAGCAAGCAGCUGUUGAACAGCUAUCCUGUGUACAUAACGAGCAAACAGUGGGACGAGGCUGUGAACUCUUCCAAGAAGGACGGGAGGCGGCUUCUGCGCUACCUCAUCAGAUUCGUCUUCACCACCGACGAGCUUAAGUACUCAUGCGGCCUUGGGAAAAGGAAAAGGUCAGUGCAGUCAGGAGAGACAGGUCCCGAAAGACGCCCUCUGGAUCCAGUUAAAGUCACGUGCCUCCGAGAAUUCAUUAGGAUGCACUGUACCUCAAACCCUGAUUGGUGGAUGCCCUCGGAGGAGCAGAUAAACAAAGUGUUCAGCGAUGCCGUAGGUCACGCCCGACAAGGGCGGGCAGUGGGGACUUUCCUGCACAACGGUGGCUCGUUUUACGAAGGGAUGGAUCACCAGGCUUCCCAAGAUGAGGUCUUCAACAAGAGCUCUCAGGAUGGGUCUGGGGACUAGCGGACAGAACCUAGCAGUGGUGUUUUGGUUUUUUGUGUAAGAGCUCCAGUUGUGAAUGUCCAUCCCCUUGUCUCUUAGAGUCCAAAGCAUGGUAUUCCGUCAUACUUUACACAUUCUUGACCCACUGCCACAGUUCCCAAAUACGAAUCCACUUUAGGAUUCUGGGGGGAAAUGAGCGGCUGCAGUAGAUUGGGGUGUGUUCUAUCACAGAGGAGAAUGUACAGUUAACAUGAAGUCAUUACUAGCUGGUCAUUGAGAGUGACUCCAGCCCCAGAUCUUCAGGGAAGCCUGGCCUCCUGAGCAGAGCUGGUCUCCAGGGAAGGUUCAGUUGGUGUUCCUGCACAUGGGGGAAGGGAAGACAAACAACGCAGAUUUUCUUUAAUUCAAGUAAGCUGUCUUUCGUUUUCCUAAGACUUGGUUUUAGAGUUCUCAGCAAAGACACAAGCUAGGUGAGACUGUAAGCUUCCAUCUGUUUUAAACUCUUACGAUAAGCCAGGACAGAGGCCAUGUCUGUAGAGGGUGCUUGAUGGAAGUCAGCUACUUUUCUGUUAUCUUACAGGCAAAACUCACUGUGUCAAUCAGAAAGGCAAUCUCACUGCUGUGGUUUACAAGCAGAGAUUCUCUUUCCAUCUUUAGGAAACAUCCAAAGAUUCAGACCCAUUUUCAAAUGCCUCAUUUCAUAAGUUCUAACACACAGCUUCCAUAGCCUUACAUCAUGCUUUGUUGACACAGUGCCAGGGUGGCGGGUUCACUGAGAACCUCUACGAGCUAGCUGUUUGGUAAGAUCAAACACAGGGCAUGAAUGACAGCAUCUGCUGUUGAUAAAGGGUCGGGUAUUGUAGACACGUAGCUUCAGUGCCGUUCUGACAACUAUGCAAUGGCUCAUGGGUGAUUUCUCUGAAAUUUGAGGCCUUUUCUGGGCUGAGUGAAGGUUUAGAAUAUAUACAACUUCUGUUCCCCACUGUCAUGGAUGAAAACGCCCCAACCAGCUGUGCCUCUCCUUUUCCCACAAUCCCUCUGUGGUCUAAGUUCUGAGUUACUGCUCUGCUUCCCUGCUUAAUUUGCGGCAUCCAUGUGAGAUGUCACACAUGUUAGUGAUGUCUAGUAAAGGCUACAGAGGUGGUGCUGGAAUUGUUCCUGUUGAAGGUUAAACUUUUGGACAUGAGGAGAAGGCUGGUUUAAUUUUUUGUAAUCCCUCCCUCCCCCGUUGGCUUUGUUAAAGGAAUCAAGAUUACUGUGUUCUUUGUGGAACCAAAAGCUAAAUGGGCAGCAUUUAUGAAAAUUAUGAAUGCCAUCUACAAACACAGCAAAGAGCUUUGAAAUGGGAUAGAGAUUCAGACUGAGUAUCCAUUUAGAAAAGGUCUGUAUGGGAGGCCAGUUUUGUCAGAGUAAAUCAGACAUCCUUUAUAUUCAGUAUUUAGCAUCAGAUUUUGAACAAAUCGGCCGAACAGUUUAGAAGUAAAAGAAAUUAAACGAGUAAAUGAGAUGUCAUUUGCA
Molecule: messenger RNA, 3350 nt
Organism: Rattus rattus (black rat)
Lineage: Eukaryota; Metazoa; Chordata; Mammalia; Rodentia; Muridae
Gene: Bend4
Product: BEN domain containing 4
Molecular function (GO): DNA binding
Source: RefSeq, a predicted model, not a curated record